UCAACACUGUGUCUUCCCGAAUGUAAACAAGCGGUAGAUUGAAAUUAACUAAACUAGAGCUGAGUGAAUAGUGAUUGUUAUAAACCCGCAAGAAAACCUUACGCAAAAAUGUUUCUUACCAAUAUUUUACUUAAAAAGGUUAAGAGCAAAAACAUCCUCGUGCUGAUGGAAAGUGCCGUGAGCGGUCACCAGUUUACAUGGAUUCGGGAACGUUUGGCCGAUAAGAUUGAGAUGAUUCGAUUCGAUCCGUACAUACAACGUAACAGUCUAUACAGGGAGCGUAGACGGGUUCGCAGCUUGAACUAGGCAAUAGCUUGUUGAGCUUGAUUAAUAAAUAAUAAUGUUAUACCAAACAA
This is a messenger RNA of Toxorhynchites rutilus septentrionalis, 356 nucleotides long. It is a transcript of the gene mRpL33, whose product is annotated as 39S ribosomal protein L33, mitochondrial. Gene Ontology annotation, biological process: translation. The record is from RefSeq and is a predicted model, not a curated record. NCBI's taxonomy places the organism in Eukaryota, Metazoa, Arthropoda, Insecta, Diptera, Culicidae. Bases 109 to 306 code for a protein of 65 amino acids. Gene Ontology annotation, cellular component: mitochondrion. The transcript has 3 exons.